UUUUGUAUAAAUGACAUACGAUCAAUCAGUCCAUUUCUGUUCUUGGCAUUUUCGUUACGUCGGUGUUUUGGUCGUGUUCUGAAAACUGUCUUAAAGUAGUUUUUCCAAUUCUUUUACGCUUUAACAUGGAUACGGAUGAUUGGGAUGCCAGUUGGGAUGCUCCUCCAAAGCCUACGCAGCCUGUACAAGCCGCACAUUCUUGGGGCAACAGCAAUACGCAAACGUUCACAAAUUCCAACCGAAAAGCCUCCAGAGCAAAUAACUGGGGCCAAGACGGCGCCUGGGGCAACGACAAUGGUGGCAAUUGGACAAAUAAUCCACGCAAUGAAGCACGUGGAGGCAGCGAUUGGAAUAAUACAGGAAACUUCAGUGGAAAUGGAUCGCGCUGGAACGGCGGAGCUAAACGGAACGGCGGCAAUGACAAAUGCGAGACCAUCAAAGUUCCUUCGAGAUUUGUGGGCAAAAUUAUCGGCAGAGGUGGUUCGCAAAUCACUGACUUGCAAACGCGCUCUUCGUCCCGAAUCAAAGUCACCAAAGAUACUGAAGGCGAUGAGACCUUCAUCAAAAUCUUCGGCGAUGAUUCCGCUAUUCAAAAGGCCAAAGAACUUAUUGAUGAAUUGACUGUUGACAAAGCACCGCGUGCUCCUCCCACGCCGGUUUAUGAGACUCCGAAGGAACCCGCCCAAUCGGUGCAGGAAUGGGAUUCCAAAACUACGAGUUUCUACGACUACUUGAAGGAAUGUGAUGCGAGAAUUGAAGCUGAAUGGAACGCCCUUCCGCCGAUCAUCAAGAACUUCUACCAGGAACAUCCCGAAGUCACCGCCAUGACCGAGGAGGAAGUCGAAGCUUUCAGACUGGAGAACAAUAACAUUGUUGUCGAUCGGACUUUCCAAACGGAGAACAGCCGACCUGUGCCGAAACCCGUGAAAACUUUCGAGCAUGCCUUUCAUAAUUAUCCAGAAAUACUCGAUGAAAUACGGAAGGCAGGCUUUGAAAAACCAUCGCCCAUUCAGAGCCAGUGUUGGCCAGUGCUGCUGUCCGGAGAAGAUCUUAUUGGGAUCGCCCAAACCGGAACAGGAAAAACACUGGGUUUCCUGCUCCCGGCCCUCAUUCACAUUGACGGCCAAACCGUUCCUCGAGAGGAACGGGGGGGACCUGCAGUAUUAAUUAUGGCCCCCACGAGGGAACUGGCCCUUCAGAUCGACAAGGAGGUGAAGAAAUACUUCUAUCGGAACAUCUCAUCCGUGUGUGUAUAUGGAGGAGGAGCACGCAAAGAACAGAUAGACGUCGUGAGUCGCGGAGUGGACAUUGUCAUUGCAACUCCCGGAAGGAUGAAUGAUCUCAAUCAAGCCGGUCAUUUGAAUGUCCGGUCAGUAACAUACGUAGUCCUAGACGAAGCAGAUCGCAUGCUGGACAUGGGCUUUGAACCGCAAAUUCGCAAAGUAAUGUACUCGCUCCGACCAACGAAACAAUGCAUAAUGACAAGCGCAACUUGGCCGCCGGGCGUCAGACGCUUAGCGGACUCCUACAUGAAAGACCCAAUUCAAAUAUAUGUGGGUUCUUUGGACUUGGCGGCUACGCACAGUGUCACUCAAACGAUCCAACUAAUCGAGGAAAACGACAAAGAGCAAGCUUUCAUGGAUUUCAUCUACAACAUGGGUCCAGACGACAAGGUGAUCGUGUUUUGCGGCACCAAAGCCAAGGCGGACUACCUUUCUGUGGAAUGUGUUUGUAAGAAUAUCAUCUGCGCUUCUUUGCAUGGAAAUCGGGACCAGAGUGAUAGGGAGCAAGCAGUGCAGGACAUCGGAGACGGCACUGUGAGGAUCUUGAUUGCCACUGAUGUCGCGUCCAGAGGCCUGGACAUUGACGAUAUUACGCACGUUCUGAACUACGACUUUCCCAAAAACAUCGAGGAAUACGUCCACAGGGUGGGGCGAACAGGCAGAGCUGGCAAAACUGGCGAGAGCAUCAGCUAUGUCACAAAGAGUGAUUGGGCACAAGCUGCUGAACUUGUAAAAAUUCUAGAGGAAGCGCAACAAUUCGUACCUGAGGAAAUAUACAGUAUGGCUAGCCGAUACGAGGCAAUGAAGGAGCGUAAAGAACGGGCAGGAGAAUCGGUAGGACGAAAACCCCGCUUUGGUGGCGGACGCCGCUAUUAGUUUGCCUAACGCAACAGUUCCUUUUUUCAAUUCACACAAUUUUAGUGAUUAACAUUCCAAAUUUGUUAUCGACAUCGCAAUCUCAAAUGAAUUUGGAUUCUUGCCCGAGAAAUGUACUUUUUGUGGCAGAAUACAAAUUAUUUAUUCAAGGGUAUCUUUCUCAUAUUGAGGUCACAACUCAAGACUGAAAGUUGAUAUAUAUAUGGCUUAAUGUUUUGUGAUAUUGGGUUGUCAUUUUUAUGUGUGAUCAUUAUUGGAUUGAGAAACCCGCUUAGGUUUCUUAAGAUUAAUUUUUCUUCGUAUUUAUUAACUAGGAUUUUUUAUUUUCUUUGAAAAGUAGUUUGUUAAGGUAUUUUUCUCAGUAAAUGUGAAUGCCUCUGA
Dendroctonus ponderosae (mountain pine beetle) is the source of this 2540-nucleotide messenger RNA. RefSeq names its product probable ATP-dependent RNA helicase DDX43. Lineage: Eukaryota; Metazoa; Arthropoda; Insecta; Coleoptera; Curculionidae. Bases 126 to 2159 code for a protein of 677 amino acids. The record is from RefSeq and is a predicted model, not a curated record. The transcript has 7 exons. Gene Ontology annotation, molecular function: RNA binding; ATP binding; RNA helicase activity.